GUGGCAUUUGAGUCCUCCGGUAUCCCAGCAGGCAAUGCAGCCUAGAGAUGCUGACAAAGGACUGGAGGGAGCAGUCGCAGCUGCUUUCCGAGGACCCGGUGUUGCCGAGAUUGCCAAAAUGCUUUGGAGUUUUUAAGUGAUUUUAAGAAAAGCCCAAAAUAGAUUUGAGACUGUAAAAACUGAAGCCGCAGCAAGGGGGAUUCAGUGCCAAUGCAUCAACAAAAAAGACAGCCAGAGUUAGUGGAAGGAAAUCUUCCUGUCUUUGUGUUUCCCACAGAGCUGAUAUUUUACGCAGAUGACCAGUCAACACAUAAGCAAGUGUUGACGCUGUAUAAUCCCUAUGAGUUUGCCUUAAAGUUCAAAGUUUUGUGUACUACUCCAAAUAAGUAUGUUGUCGCUGACGCUGCAGGUGCAGUAAAGCCUCAGUGUUGUGUGGAUAUUGUGAUUCGUCAUAGAGAUGUUCGAUCCUGUCACUAUGGUGUGAUAGACAAAUUCCGUCUCCAAGUUUCCGAGCAAAGCCAGAGGAAGGCUUUAGGAAGGAAAGAGGUCGUGGCUACUCUUCUCCCGUCGGCAAAAGAACAACAAAAGGAAGAAGAGGAAAAAAGAAUAAAGGAACAUUUAACUGAAAGUUUAUUUUUUGAGCAGUCGUUUCAACCAGAAAACAGAACUGUCUCCUCAGGACCUAGUUUACUAACUGUCUUCCUGGGAGUGGUGUGUAUUGCAGCUCUGAUGCUUCCCACGCUGGGGGAUGUGGAAUCGCUGGUGCCUCUCUACCUCCACUUAAGUGUCAAUCAAAAAUUAGUGGCUGCUUAUAUCUUAGGUCUUAUCACAAUGGCUAUACUUAGAACAUGAGCAAGGAACUCACUUGACUUCUGAAGUAAAUUUAUCUUGAAAAUAUGAAUGUGGACUGCCUUUUCUCUCUAUUUCACCCCAUUAACAUGCUACAAACUAUUGAUUGAUUUACAAUCAUUGCAAAUGUAUAAUAUAUAUUUUAAAUUACUCUAUAAUUUUAUUCCAAGGACUCCAGCACAUUAUGUUACAGACAGCAAGGAAGCUUCUGAGUGACACUUAGGAAAUUUUUUGAAGAAAUUCUUUUUAUAUCUAAGCCUACCGUGCAAAAGACUUUAAUUAAGACAUUUGUUAUUUUCUCAUCUUUUUUCUAAUUCACUUUGAUUGUUGAGAUCAUGUGUCCUUCAAAGUUAAAGGCCUAAAAGAGCAAACUGACCAGCCUGAAAAUAAAAUUACAUUUAUUUCCUA
Balaenoptera musculus (blue whale) is the source of this 1257-nucleotide messenger RNA. It is a transcript of the gene MOSPD1, whose product is annotated as motile sperm domain containing 1. Bases 211 to 852 code for a protein of 213 amino acids. Lineage: Eukaryota; Metazoa; Chordata; Mammalia; Artiodactyla; Balaenopteridae. The transcript has 6 exons. Gene Ontology annotation, cellular component: cytoplasm. The record is from RefSeq and is a predicted model, not a curated record.